CCAUUCCCAGUAACCCCCCUCCAUUCCCAGUAACCCUCCUCCAUUCCCAGUAACCCCUCCAUUCCCAGUACCCCCCCCUUUACCUUCUCUCCCCCCCCAGUCACCAUGAUCGAAGUCGUUUGCAACGAUCGCUUGGGGAAAAAGGUGCGGGUGAAAUGCAACACCGAGGAUUCCAUCCGUGACCUGAAGAAACUGAUCGCGGCGCAGACCGGGACCCGCUGGGACAAGAUCGUGCUCAAGAAGUGGUGGGUGUGAGCUGCAAGGACCUGCCCGGCAACGGCUGGGAAGGAAAGGGUCCUUGCAGGGCAAUAAGGGAGCGGCUGGGGUGGGAGGGGCCUUGCAGGUCAACAGAGGAGCGGUAGGGGUGGGAGGGUCCUUGCAGGUCAACGAGGGAAUGGUCAGGCUGGACAGGUCCUUGCAGGUUCAUAGGGGGUGGUUGCGCUGGGAGUGUCCUUACAGGUCAGUAGGGGAGUGGUGGGGGGGAGAGGGUCCUUGCGGGUCAAUAGAGGAGUGGUAGGGAUGGGAGGGUCCUUGCAGGUCACUAGGGG
This is a messenger RNA of Numida meleagris (helmeted guineafowl), 548 nucleotides long. RefSeq names its product ubiquitin like 5 (gene UBL5). The record is from RefSeq and is a predicted model, not a curated record. Gene Ontology annotation, biological process: protein modification process; mRNA splicing, via spliceosome. The transcript has 2 exons. Gene Ontology annotation, molecular function: protein tag activity. Gene Ontology annotation, cellular component: nucleus; cytoplasm. Bases 106 to 255 code for a protein of 49 amino acids. Lineage: Eukaryota; Metazoa; Chordata; Aves; Galliformes; Numididae.